Paramuricea clavata is the source of this 1165-nucleotide messenger RNA. The record is from the annotation of a GenBank genome assembly. Lineage: Eukaryota; Metazoa; Cnidaria; Anthozoa; Malacalcyonacea; Plexauridae.
AUGGCUCGUGCUUCAAGAACGAACCCGAUUGACAAAUUGGAAGAAAAUCUGCAAUGUACAGUUUGUCUGGAAGUGUUAAAAGACCCCAGAACCCUUCCUUGCUUCCACUCGUUCUGUAAAGCUUGUUUGGAAGGGGUUGUCAAGACAUGUCGUGGCAAAGCACCUCACCGAAGUCGCCGCCGACCUAUUCGAGAGUUUCCAUGUCCAAAUUGUCGUACGAUGUUUGUGCUCGAUCCCGGCAAACAGGUCGCCGACAUGCCACGAAACCAUUUUAUCUGUAACAUGGUAAAAGCGACAGCCGUACUGGAUCGUGGAACCGGCGUUCCCUGCUCACAUAAUUGUAGUCAAAGCUACUCGGUCGCUCGUUGCGUCACUUGUGAAAAAUUUCUGUGCCGAGAAUGUCUGGCAGACCAUAAUAAAUAUCGAGGACACAGCGGUCACUCUGUUCUAACCAUGGAUGAGUUAUCAAAGCCAGAAAAUCGGACGAAAAUCAUGGACAGAAUGCACUGCAAUGAACAUACGGGCAAGAGAUUAAAAGUUUAUUGUGAAACCUGUGACAAAUUAAUUUGUAAAGACUGCAUGGAUUUUAAACACGUCAAGCAAGGUCAUUCGUGUGUUCUCGUCAAAGAUGUAGCGAGCAAGUAUAAGGAAUUGCUUGUUUCAAAUAACAAAGCAAUGGAAGACGCUUUAACUGAAGGCAAAGCUGUUAUUCAGCGAUUAACGCUUACGACAAAUGAACUUGAUCGCAAUGCUGAAGAUGCCAAAAAUGAGAUUGCACAAAGAAAAGAAUUCGUGGUGAAGAAAGUCGUUGAAAUAUCGAGUCAAAAAGCUAAAGCUCUUUCGAAGAAAGUGGAUGAAAUUCACAACGGAAAACGAGCAAAUUUGGACCGACAAGCAGACGAAACCAAACUAUAUCUGGAGAACGUGAAAACGUCUGUUCAACUCUCAAAAAAAUUGAUCGACGAAGGCACGGACGAAGAAAUCAUUUCCACUCAAAAAAUAAUGUUGGAUAACGCAACUAUCCUUCUGGCAAAACGCGAAGAAUAUUUCAAAGCACCUACAUUAUCUGCAAAAUUGAGUUGCACUUCCCCUACUUGCACAGAACAAAUCAACGAAUGGAUAUUAAGAGGGCUGAGAACAAGUUUAGGAGAAGUAAUUCAUGCAG